Molecule: messenger RNA, 2191 nt
Organism: Oldenlandia corymbosa var. corymbosa
Lineage: Eukaryota; Viridiplantae; Streptophyta; Magnoliopsida; Gentianales; Rubiaceae
Source: the annotation of a GenBank genome assembly
UAUAGCACAAUAAACUUUUUUUUAUUUAAAAAAAAUAGAACUGUUGAGGCGAUUUGAGUAAUAAUUCACUAUUUUUUUUUUAUUUAUUCAUCAGACCAUAGAAAUGCACUAAUGAUUUGGCUCUUAGACAUCAAUUUAGAAACGCCAAAUCUCUCUCUUUCUCUUCGCCACCCCCCUCCUUUAAAACGUUGGUUCAUUUUGAUCAGCUCAUAUUGGUUCUAACCUCUGAAUAACUGUCUUCCAAAAAGGGCCCCGGGUGUGGCAACUUAGACGCUGUCGUUUUCAUCUCCUCUUUCAUUUGGAUUCAUCCUCAUCCUAGUUUUUCAUCUCUCUUUCAUUCAUUCAUGUCUGAUUAUUAUUGAUCAAAUCCACCAGUUUUCUGAUAAUUCAGUUUAGCCCUUCAUCCAAAUGGAAACAGAGGUCCAAACUGUUCAUCCCACCGAUAAUAGCAGCAGCACAAACACUUUCACGUAUCUGGGCCGGACCUUCAGCGGCCUCACCGUCAACGACGACCACUCUUCGUCGGCUUUCAGUGACUGUAACAGUGACAGAUCCGGCGAAUUCCCCACCACCUCCUCCCAGAGCCGCCGCCUCCUCAUCUCCUGCGCUUCCGAUAAUUCCGACGAAUUGAUCAACCAGCUCGUCUCCGAUCUCAGCUCUUCCUCCUCCCCCGAAUUGCAGAAGCAAGCCGCGCUGGAGCUCCGGCUGCUCGCCAAGAACAAGCCGGAGAAUCGAUUCAAGAUUGCCAGAGCAGGGGCUAUCAAGCCAUUGAUUGAAAUCAUUUCCUCCGGCGAUUCGCAGCUUCAGGAGUACGGCGUCACCGCGAUUUUGAACCUCUCGCUCUGUGACGAAAACAAAGAUGCGAUUGCGGCGGCCGGAGCUAUAAAACCCCUAAUUAAGGCUCUGAAAUUGGGGACUUCUACGGCGAAAGAGAACGCCGCGUGUGCACUGUUGAGACUUUCUCAAGUGGAUUCGAAUAAGAUCGCAAUCGGGCGGUCCGGUGCGAUUCCGCCGCUGGUGAAUCUUCUAGAAACCGGGAAUUUCCGCGGCAAGAAGGACGCGUCGACGGCGCUCUAUUCGUUGUGUUCGGUGAAGGAGAACAAGGUAAGGGCGGUUCAAGCCGGGAUAAUGAAGCCGCUGGUGGAAUUGAUGGCGGAUUUCGGGUCGAACAUGGUGGAUAAAUCGGCCUUUGUUCUAAGCCAGCUGAUGUCGGUGACGGAAUCCCGGGCGGCGUUGGUGGAGGAAGGCGGUAUCCCGGUGCUGGUGGAGCUCGUCGAAGUAGGGACCCAACGGCAGAAGGAGAUUGCGGUUUCCAUACUUUUGCAGCUUUGUGAAGAUAGUCUGACUUACCGGACUAUGGUGGCUCGGGAAGGCGUAAUUCCUCCGUUGGUUGCUCUGUCUCAGACCGGAACCAGCCGAGCUAAACAAAAGGCGGAGAUGCUGACUGCACUUCUACGGCAACCUAGAUCCGGUAACAGCGCUGCCAGGGUGACAUCCGAUGUGUCAGUUUAGCUGGAAACUGGAUGUUUUUUUUUCACGACCCCCUCCAUCUAAUUAUAGCUGUCCAACUUCCGGUCGCCAAGGAAAAGGGUCUCUCUCUUCUCCCAUAUUUGUUCCGUCUUAAAAUGAUUGAGGUGUUUAGCGAAUAACAAAAAAGAUUGAAAAUAGAGAAUGGAAAAAAAAAAAAAAAUAGAUAGGCUAAAACACUGUAAAUAUGCAGUCAAUUGUAAAGGGAAAAAGAAAAUGAACGUUGUAAAUUUGGGCAAAAACCAAUCAUCGUGGAAAUGGUUUGGUUUUUAAUUUUGGCCUUGGGAUUUUUUUUUUUAUUUUGUUUUUUUUUUUGGGGGAAUAGAAAUGGGAGUUUUGGAAUUAUGAAUGAGUGUUGUUAUUUGGGUUCCUAUUGAUAUGAUCAUUGUUUGGCGUUGGGAAAUGCCUUUAUCAUUCUUUUUUAAAAUCCUAAAUUUUGAAUGGUAUGAUGGCAAUUAGCAUGACUGUCUUCAUCAACUUUUAUUCCUGAUAACUUUCAAUGUUCAGGAAGUUAUCACUUAUCAGCACCCCAUUAAAGUUUACAAAAAAUUACAGAGUUGUCUACCGUCAUUUUCAUUUUGUACUCCCUCCGUUCCAAAAUAAGUAUCGUUUUAGUAAAAUGGAGAAAUUUCAAAAUAAGUGUCGUUUUCACAUUUCAAUGCAC